UUCAACAGCGCAGAGCAAGGGGGGCAGUUCUCGAGCGCGGCGCACACCCCGCUGCGCUGCGACAGCCGCGCCAGCACCGUGUCCCCCGGCGGCUACAUGGUGCCCAAGGGGUCCGCUUCCUUCCAGCCUUCCCCCGAGAACUGCCGGCAGUUCCCCAGCGCCGCGCCGUGGGCUUUCCGGCAGGGCUAUGGUGGGUUGGAUUGGAGCUCGGAGGCCUUCAGCCAGCUCUACAACCCGGGCUUUGAGUGUCACCUCAACGAGCCCAACGUCAUCCUGGAUAUCUCCAACUACACUCCGCAGAAAGCCAAGCAGCAAACGGUCUCGGAGACCUUCUCCGAGUCCUCCUCCGACAGCACCCAGUUCAACCAACCGGCCAGCUACCGGCGCGCCAACAGCGAGGCGUCCUCCAGCGAGGGCCAGUCCAGCCUCUCCAGCCUGGAGAAGCUGAUGAUGGACUGGAAUGAGGCAUCCUCCGCCCCGGGCUACAACUGGAACCAGAGCGUCCUCUUCCAGAGCAACUCCAAGCCUGGGCGAGGCCGGCGGAAGAAGGUGGACAUGUUCGACACUUCCCACCUCAACUUCUCCUCCUCCUCCUCCUCCUCCUCCGUGUACCCCUCCAAGAGGAACACGGGACCCCGGCAGCCCCGGGGCUCCCGGGGCGCUUGUGCCUCCAAGAAGGAGAGGGGGACGGGCAAAGCCAAGUUCCACACCAAGUCGCAAGCAGUGAACCCCCUCUUCCAGGAGAGCACGGACCUGGGCUUGGACUACUACAGCGGGGACAGCAGCAUGUCCCCCCUGCCCUCCCAGUCCCGGGGCUUCGGGGUGGGCGAGCGGGACCCCUGCGACUACGCCGGCCCCUAUUCCAUGAACCCCUCCACCCCCUCGGAUGGGACCUUUGUGCAGGGGUUCCAGAGCGACUCCCCUGGGCUGGGGCAGCCGGAUUUGGAGAGCAAGCACUUCCCUGCCCUCCCGCCCCAGCUGGCGGCCCCGGGCCAGCAGACGGUGUUCGAGGCCGGCUUGCAGAAAGCCUUCUCGCCCAACUGCUCGCCAACGCUGGCCUUCAAGGAGGACCUGCGGGCGGGCUCCCUGCGCAAGCUGCCCGCCUGCGACUCGCUCAAGCACAGCAUGCAGGGGGGGGCCCUGCCGCAGGCCCCGCACUUGGCGUGCCGCGAUCUCCCCAUGCCUCAAGCGCACUACGAGUCCCCCAGUUGCAAAAACCCCCCGUACUGGUAUUCGCCCAACGCCAGCACCCGCAGCCCCUCGUACGACGGCAAAGCGGGGGCCGGGAUGCUGGUAGACUUCAUGGGCAGGACGGACCCCCCGUGCCUGAACCCCCACUUGAGCAGCCCCAGCAGCACCCACCCCUCCAAGGGCGAGAAGGAGCCCUUGGAGAUGUCGCGGGCCCAUCACCGGGGUCCCUACGCUUGCCCCUUGAUCAAUGACUUGAACAUCUCCCCCGUACCGAGAGACUCAAUGCUGCAGCUGCAGGACAACUACAGGUACCCCAGUUUUGCACCCCAAGGGCACCCCGUCAUGGCCCCCACCCAGAAGAGCGGGUUUUUGGGACCCAUGGUAGAGCAGCAGCACCCCGAGGACACUUUUACGGUCACCUCAUUGUAGUGUCUGCAGACGUGCCAACCGGACGACGAGGUUUUGUUACAGGAGGUAAUUUAGCCAGCACUUUUUUUCUGGAACACUUUUCAAGUUCUGUAUUUAACUGGGAUUGGAACCGUUUGUUUGUUUUCUAUAAAAAAACACCCAAAAAAACACCAAAAAAAAUAUUAAAAAAGGAAAAAAAAAGAAAAAAAAAAGAAAAAUAUUUAAAAAGAUCAAAAAUAAGUGAAAUGAAAGGAUAAAAAAACAUUAAUAACGGACGAAGAGCGAAACCCCCCCGUGUUCUCCCUGCUCCGCACUUAAUCCCGCUCCGCCUGCCAACUGCCUGGCUCUGCUUCCCGGCCGUGCCGCCCUCCUCCCGCCCCGCAGCAGGACAAUCGCAUGGAUGGACGGAUGGACGGACGGACCCACGGAUGGACAGACGGACCCAUGGAUGGAUGGAUGGAUGGAUGCAUGGAUGGACGGAUGGCGCAGCCCCACCGAGCCCAGGGGCACAGGCAGGGCGCAGGCAGGAGGUGGCCAUGGGGGUCAGCAGUGGGUGCCCCCUGCCCGCAGCCUGGCCAGGGGACAAGGGCAGCCCCUUGGCUGCCCCCGGGGGGGCUGCUUUGGGGAUCUUUUGUUUCUUGUUUUCCCUCCCCGUCCGCUCCCCCGCCGGGUGCUUUCCGUGCCGGAUGGAUGCCAAUGGGUCUUUGGGAGCGCUGACCCCCACCAGGCUCUGGCAGCUUCGCCAGCGGGGCUCAGAGAUGCCACCGUCGCCCGCCACAGCACCCAUCCUGGCUGCCGGAGCAGAGAGGAGAGGAGAGGAGGGCACUGCUGGGGGGGGUACCCCGGCCCCAUUGCCCCCCGCUUGGCCCCCGCCUCGGCCGUGGCGCCGGCGCCGCGUUCUCUCUCGGAGGGGACUCUUUUAACCGUUUCCUUUUGGGGUUUUUAUCGGAGGGAAUUUUCAUUUUCUGCACAAAACCAGCAAUUGUAAAUACUUUUGAAGAAAAGCUUAAAAAAAAACCCACAAAAAAAUGUUUAGGGAGAAAAAAAAAUCCUAAAAAGCUGAAAAUUCACAUUAAAUACUAAAAGACAGAGCCACGCACCGGAGGGAGAAGCAACGGAGCGGCCGAGAGGUGAAUAUGCAGGAGAGAAGAGCAAAAACCCACCCGUAUGCACUGAGUAAAGAUUUAUUUACAGCUCAAAUCGACCUAAAAAAUGAGAAAGACAAAAAAAAAAAAAACAAAGGAACAAUAACCUAUUUAUUGUAUAUAAUGUUUUAUUAUAAAUCGUGUCUUGUAUAUUGCA
Molecule: messenger RNA, 2901 nt
Organism: Pezoporus flaviventris
Lineage: Eukaryota; Metazoa; Chordata; Aves; Psittaciformes; Psittacidae
Product: transcription factor Gibbin-like
Exons: 3
Source: RefSeq, a predicted model, not a curated record